Molecule: messenger RNA, 5189 nt
Organism: Scomber japonicus (chub mackerel)
Lineage: Eukaryota; Metazoa; Chordata; Actinopteri; Scombriformes; Scombridae
Gene: usp47
Product: ubiquitin specific peptidase 47
Exons: 28
Coding region: 217-4311 (1364 amino acids)
Biological process (GO): protein deubiquitination
Cellular component (GO): cytosol; nucleus
Molecular function (GO): cysteine-type deubiquitinase activity; protein binding; cysteine-type endopeptidase activity
Source: RefSeq, a predicted model, not a curated record
ACAGCAGGACACUUUGUGCUCGGGUAGUGUGAACCGAGACCGCUGCCACCACUUUCAGAAUAAGCGUACAAGUUUUUGGCAAGUGUAAUUUUGUUAUCCAAGCAUUCAGACUUCAAACAAACCGGACACACAAACCAUGUCUGUGUUCACACUGCUGCAGAGUUGAGCCGCUGACAUCCUGGUCCGGAUCGAUGUUUGUCUGAACUGUCGCCACAAAUGGAAAUGGUGCCGAGCGAGGAGAACCAGUUCGUACCCAAAGAGAUCCAAAAUGCAGCUGAGGAGCCGAGAGUGCUGUGUAUAAUCCAAGACACCACCAGUGCAAAGACAGUCAAUGAGAGGCUGACCCUUAACCUGCCUGCUUCUACCACCCUCUCCAAACUUUAUGAAGAUGUUGCCCACAAAGCGGGAUAUGUCAAUGGCACCUUUGACCUUGCCUGGGGAAAUACUCCGGACAUGGCACCACUGGACCACAGCAGUGAGAUGUCACUCUCAGACUCUGGGUUUGAGCCUGGUGGUAAGAGGAAUUUCCUCCAGCUGACAGACAAAGAUGGAGAGCAACCCCAGAUUGUGUCGGAUGAGUCAGGAACAGCAGAUAGUAGUGGAGUCGAUGAUAGUUCCCAGGAGCGGUUCAUUGGGCCGCUACCAAGGGACAGCACAGCAGGCUGCAGUGGUGAUUACAGCAGUCCAUCUUACUCCUACUCCUCCAUCCUCAGCAAAUCUGACACAGGUUACGUGGGCUUGGUCAACCAAGCUAUGACCUGCUAUUUAAACAGUCUUCUACAAACACUGUUCAUGACCCCGGAGUUCAGAAAUGCACUCUACAACUGGGAGUUUGAGGAGUCAGAAGAGGACCCUGUCACCAGCAUUCCCUACCAGCUUCAAAGGCUGUUUGUUCUCCUGCAGACUAGUAAGAAACGAGCAAUUGAAACCACUGAUGUGACGCGGAGUUUUGGCUGGGACAGCAGUGAGGCUUGGCAACAACAUGACGUCCAGGAACUGUGCAGGGUCAUGUUUGAUGCCCUGGAGCAAAAGUGGAAGCAGACUGAGCAGGCUGACCUCAUCAACCAGCUGUACCAGGGGAAGCUCAAGGAUUAUGUCCGUUGUCUCGAGUGUGGCUAUGAGAGCUGGAGGAUUGAUACCUACUUGGACAUCCCUCUUGUAAUCAGACCCUUCGGAGCCAGCCAGGCCUACGGCAGUGUGGAGGAGGCUUUGCAGGCAUUCAUCCAACCAGAAACUCUGGAUGGGCCCAACCAGUACUUCUGUGAACGCUGCAAAAAGAAAUGUGACGCCCGCAAGGGUCUGAGAUUUCUGCAUUUUCCCUACCUGCUGACACUACAGCUGAAGCGGUUUGAUUUCGAUUAUACCACUAUGCAUCGCAUCAAGCUCAAUGACCGCAUGACUUUCCCAGAGGAGCUUGACAUGAGUCCUUUCAUUGAUGUGGAAGAUGAGAAGUCUCCUCAAACUGAAAGCUGCACUGACAGUGGAGCAGAGAAUGAAGGCAGUUGCCACAGCGACCAGAUGAGCAAUGAUUUUUCCACAGAUGAUUGUGUGGAUGAGGGCAUCUGCCUGGACAGCACUGGCAGCACAGAGAGGGUGUUGAAGCCAAAGAGUUUACUGACCUUUGAGCUGUUCUCCGUCAUGGUCCAUUCGGGGAGUGCUGCAGGUGGCCACUAUUAUGCCUGCAUCAAAUCCUUCAGCGAUGGCCAGUGGUACAGCUUCAAUGAUCAGCAUGUUAGCAAGAUCACCCAGGAUGAUAUCAGAAAGACAUAUGGGGGAUCCUCAGGGAGCAGAGGCUAUUAUUCCAGUGCCUUUGCAAGCUCUACAAAUGCAUAUAUGCUGAUUUAUAGAUUGAAAGAUCCCUCAAGGAAUGCAAAGUAUUUAUCCGUGGAUGACUUCCCAGAGCACAUAAAGAGUUUGGUUCAGAAAGAGAAAGAGUCUGAAGAGCAGGAAAAGAGGCAGAGGGAGAUUGAGCGCAAUACCUGCAAGAUCAAGCUUUUCUGCAUGCAUCCUGUGAAAAUGAUGAUGGAGAGCAAGCUGGAAGUGCACAAAGACAAAACUCUCAGAGAAGCAACAGAAAUGGCCUACAAGCUGAUGGAGCUGGAGGGAACGGCCCCUCUUGACUGCUGUCGCUUGGUGAAGUAUGAUGAGUUCCACGAGUACCUGGAGCGCUCCUAUGAAGGAGAGGAGGACACACCGAUGGGCCUGCUGCUGGGAGGAGUCAAGUCCUCGUACAUGUUCGACUUGCUACUAGAGACCCGCAGGCCAGAGCAAGUGUUCCAGCCUUACAAACCUGGAGAGGUGAUGGUGAAGGUUCAUGUUGUGGAUCUUAAGACUGAGACCAUCACCACUCCAAUCAGCGUCCGGGCGUACCUGAACCAGACCAUCACUGAAUUCAAACAGCUAAUUGCACAGGCAACAGGGCUAUCUGCAGAUAUGAUGCGUGUGGUUCUUGAGCGCUGCUAUAAUGACCUCCGGCUCCUCUAUGUACCAAACAAAACACUGAAAGCAGAGGGUUUCUUCAGGAGUAACAAGGUCUUUGUAGAGAGCUCCGAGUCAGCAGAUCAUCAAGUCGCUUUCACUGACUCACUCUUGUGGAAACUGUUGGAUCGUCACGGGAAUACAAUCCGACUCCUGGUCUUGCUGCCUGAGCAGUCUCCUGGCACACUGGCCAACAGAACUCUUUGCCAAAAAGUAGGGGGUGACUCUGAUGUGCCCUUUGAUGGGUCAAAGGGUAACAGAAAAUCUGUAGAGGCCAUCCUCGAAGAGAGCACUGAAAAGUUAAAGAAUCUGUCUCUGCAGCAGCAGCAGGGCUCCAGCACAAGUGACAGCCAGAAAAGCUCUGAUGCAAGCGAUUUUGAACAUAUCGAAUCCCCGACCCAAGAGGCCGACACAAACUCUUCACUCUGCAUGGCUGCAGACAACAGAGAGUUGGAGAACCGGAUCAAAGCAACAGCUGGGUGCAGUGGCGGUGCCUCCUCUGACCCAGAGAACCACUUUGUUUGUGAGGAGCGCUCGGACUCUGAGGUAAACAAUGACCGCAGCACCAGCUCAGUGGACAGCGACAUCUUGAGCUCCAGCCACAGUAGUGACACACUGUGUAAUGCAGACAGCGGUCCCAUCCAGCUGGCCAAUGGCUUGGACUCUCACAGCAUCACCAGUAGCCGUCGCUCCAAAGCCCAUGAGGGCAAAAAAGAGACCUGGGACACUGCUGAGGAAGACUCUGGAACAGACAGCGAGUAUGAUGAUAAUGGGAAGAGCAAGUCAGAGGCUCAGUACCUGUACUUCAGAGUGGAGCCUUGUUCCCAGGACGACUCCUCCUGGGAUGCACAAAAAUGUUUAGUGAUUCAUGUGGACAAGAGGAUAACAUUAGCAGCAUUUAAGCAGAACCUGGAGCCCUACGUGGGCGUCACCUCAACACAGUUUAAGGUGUUUCGGGUUUACGCCAACAACCAGGAGUUUGAGAGUGUACGGCUAAAUGAAACUCUGUCAUCGUUCUCUGAUGAUAACAAGAUAACUAUUCGACUAGGAAGAGCACUGAAAAAGGGUGAAUACAGAGUGAAAGUAUAUCAGCUACUAGUGAAUGAAACGGAGCCCUGCAAGUUCCUCGUGGACACAGUGUUUGCCAAGGGCAUGACUGUCAGACAGUCAAAAGAGGAGCUGCUUCCUCAACUGAAAGAGCAGUGCAAGCUCGACCUCAGCAUUGACAGGGUCCGUCUCAGGAAAAAGACAUGGAAGAAUCCUGGCACAGUAUUUCUGGAUUACCAUGUCUAUGAGGAAGACAUCAGCAUCUCCUCCAACUGGGAAGUUUUCCUCGAAGUCCUUAAUGAACCAGAGAAGAUGAAGUCCAUGUCGCAGCUGGCUGUUCUGACCCGCAGAUGGAGCCCUGCUACAAUGAAGCUGGGGCCCUUCCAAGAAAUUAUUCUGGAGAGCAGCAGUGUAGAAGAACUGAAGGAGAAGCUUAGUGAGGUCAGCGAUAUUCCACUUGAAAACCUGGAGUUUGCAAAGGGGAGAGGAACAUUUCCUUGCGACAUCUCUGUGUUGGAGAUCCAUCAGGAUUUGGACUGGAACCCUAAGGUGUCGACCUUAAAUGUGUGGCCUCUAUACAUCUGUGAUGAUGGAGCUGUGGUCUUCUACAGGGAUAGCACAGAGGAGCCCAUGGAGCUGUCAGAGGAUGAGCGCAAUGAGCUGAUGAAGAAGGAGAGCAGCCGUCUGCUCAAGACAGGACACCGUGUCAGCUACUCUCCACGCAAGGAGAAGGCCCUCAAGAUCUACCUUGACGGAGGCCCUGCCAAGGACCCGGGGCAGGACUGAGUCACAGCACACCACUCCUGGUUGUUUGGAUGGUCUGGCUGAUGCAGCAGAGCAGCCAGGCUACAGGACUCAGCCUGAACGUCGGGGCCCAAUGAUGACUUGAACAUCAAGCAGCGUUGUGAGGCUGAUGUGCUCUCAACCUCCACUCUGAGCUCCAGGACUCAGGCUCAGAAACCCUAUUGUGCACUAUAGUGUAUUGUACUGUAAAGUUUAAAGGGAAGUACAAAAGCUAUUCAAUACAGAAAAAGAAUCAAAUACUGUAUAGACAAAUCAAUCGAGCAUAAAGCUCCAGAGAUGGAUGCAGAGAUGUUAGGACUGUGAAACUGAGCUGGAAGGCAUCCAUCCUGUCUAUUUAAGUCUCCUGUCUCCAUUCACACCAGUCUUUGCUCCCUGUCACUGCGUGUUUCUCUUCCUGUUUUGGCACACAUGUGUUGUCUGUAUUAACCAUUAAUUUAGAAAUGAAUUUCUUUAUGUUUUUGCACCAUGUGAACUGGGUGUACAUCUCUAGUGUCAUCCGCAUGUGUGUGUGUGUGUGGUGUUGUACUGAGGGUGAGGGAGCUCUCUCUGGGUUUUUGGCAGUGUAUGAGGUUGUUUUGACGCUUCUACCUGCUGCUGCUUGAUAGAUUGACACAACAGGGUGUAGAAAGCCCACUGGACUUCUCAGUCUGCCUGGGCAACUGCUCUGAGGACUGAAGCUCAGCAUCCCAGUCUCUCUGGGCUUCUGAUGCUGCCACCAGCUAUUCACUGUAGAAAUGCCAAUAUCUGAAGAAUUUCUUUUUUUUUGUUGUUGUUGAUGUUUAUUUCUUUGAGAUUUAAUAUCCUGUGUGGAAAUAGUUUAAGAUGAUUUUAGAAAUGUAUUAAAAUGCUUUUUUUCAUAA